CACAUCUCAGGCCCAUGUGACACAAGGGCCGUUUGGGACAGUUUCGGAGUCCAACGCACCCUUCACUGAACAGUUUGAUGGAGAAUCGGGCGGAUGACAGCAGGAACUGUCGUGAUCACUGGCGGAAUACUAGCAACAGUUAUCUUGCUGUGUAUUAUCGCUGUUCUCUGCUAUUGUAGGCUACAGUAUUAUUGCUGCAAGAAAGAUGAAUCCGACGAACAGGAAGAAGAGGAGGAAGAGGAGGAAGAGGAAGCCGACUUCCCCCCUCACUCACACUAUGCCAUGUGCAAUGCCUGCAACUCUCGUAUCAUGGACGGGCAAGGCAACUUCUCCUACCCACCCCACGAGCUUACCAAGCAGGGCAAUCGGAACUACUGCCCGACCUGUUCCCCCUAUAGCUCCCCCUUUUACAUACGGACCGCUGAUAUGGUACGCAACGGGGGCGAGAGGAUCACCUAUGCGCCUACGUGCUGCAAGGAGAUGGGGCUGCCCAUCAAAAUGGCGACCUUCCAGAGUUACCCGGUGACCCACCACUGUAUCAUACACGAAACCUUUCCAAACCCGAGGGCUUUUAGUACAGAAGUAUGAUAGUUGUUUCUCACAGGGUGCUUCCGUAGGAU
Molecule: messenger RNA, 620 nt
Organism: Euleptes europaea (tarantolino)
Lineage: Eukaryota; Metazoa; Chordata; Lepidosauria; Squamata; Sphaerodactylidae
Gene: FAM163A
Product: family with sequence similarity 163 member A
Exons: 4
Coding region: 94-588 (164 amino acids)
Source: RefSeq, a predicted model, not a curated record